Molecule: messenger RNA, 378 nt
Organism: Rhinolophus ferrumequinum (greater horseshoe bat)
Lineage: Eukaryota; Metazoa; Chordata; Mammalia; Chiroptera; Rhinolophidae
Product: histone H2B type 1-A-like
Exons: 1
Coding region: 1-378 (125 amino acids)
Cellular component (GO): nucleosome
Molecular function (GO): protein heterodimerization activity; structural constituent of chromatin; DNA binding
Source: RefSeq, a predicted model, not a curated record
AUGCCAGAGCUGAAUUCAAAAAGUGCCGCUAUUGCUAAGAAGGGUUUCAAGAAGGCGGUGACUGAUGCGCAGGACAGCAAGAAGCGGAAGCGCAUCCGCAAAGAGAGCUAUUCGGUUUACAUUUACAAGGUGCUGAAGCAGGUGCACCGGGAGACUGGCAUCUCAUCCAAGGCCAUGAUCACCAUGAACUCCUUCGUCGCUGACAUCUUUGAGCGCAUCGCGGGCGAGGCGUCGCGCCUGGCGCAGUACAACAAGCGCUCGACCAUCACGUCCCGGGAGAUCCAGACGGCCGUGCGCCUGCUGCUGCCCGGGGAGCUGGCCAAGCACGCCGUGUCCGAGGGCACCAAGGCCGUAACCAAGUACACCAGCUCCAAGUAA